AUGUCAUCUCAAUCAACAAGGAAGAACAAGAAUGCAAUCAUCACAAAAAAGUCAACCAAAACCUUCAUCGAAGAAGCUAUGGACAUCAAUGGACCGAAGGAUAAUUUGUUUGACGUAGCAGACUCAACGGAUUGGCUAAAUACACCACUUGCUAAGUUCGCAGAUGUUGAUUCUUUAUUGCGAUGUCAAGUCUGUAAGGACUUCUUCACCACGCCUAUGAUUACAUCUUGCUCGCACACAUUUUGUUCACUCUGUAUACGAAGAUGCCUAAACAAUGAUUCGAAAUGCCCGACUUGUAGAUCGAAUGAUCAAGAGGUUAAACUGAAAUCAAAUGCGGUUAUUGAGGAUUUGGUUGAGGCUUUCAUAAGGGCUAGACCAGCUGCAUUGGAACUUGCGAGGAAACCUGCCGUGGAACAUACAAUCACAUCUCCAAAAAGGAAGCGCGAUGUAUCGGAUGUAGGUGGACUCGACGGGCAAGCAAAUAAAAAGACGAGAUCUUCAACAAGGCGAGCAACGAGACGACUCGAGAGCGUUGAGGCUGUAGAGGAGAUAAUAUCCAUUGACAAUGUGGAAGAUGACGAGGAUUUCAAACCUAAUGAUGGCCUUACUGCAUGUCCGGUGUGCAAUCGACGGAUGACAGCGAAAAGUGUUGAAGCUCAUAUUGGAAGAUGCCUUGCAGAAUCCGAACCUACUAGUCAAUCUACAAGUAAACUAUCGAAGCCCUCAUUUCCCUCCCAGCCAGUCAAUCGGCCGGAUCGAUUACCUGUCGUCAACUUUAGUUUAAUCAAAGACCAGGCAUUGAGGAGAAAGCUUUUAGAUCUAGGAAUAUCUGCGGCCGGUGGAAGGGAGAUGAUGAGGAAGAGGUUAACGGAAUACACGACUAUAUGGAAUGCCAACUGCGAUGCGAAAUAUCCGAGAGGCACGGCACAGUUGAAGAAAGAUCUUGAUUCUUGGGAAAGAACACUGGGUUCACGAGCACCGCAACCAAGCGCAUUAUCUGCCCAUAUCAAGGAUAAGGAUUUCGAUGGGCUGGCCUGGAGUGAGCAGCAUAAAGGUAGCUUCAAUGACCUGAUAGCUCAAGCUCGUCAGAAGAUGCAAAGCAAAUCGCCCAAGGAGUCAGAGGAGGAUGAUCCGUCAGCAUCUACAAUGACGCCCCCGGUUUCCAGUCAAAGUUUACAGGAUAUCGCGUUUAGUCAGGAUGUCGUGGAAAGGCGAGAAGAUGCAUUAGUAGAUAUACAGAGAGAUAGAGCAAAUACCGAAACCACCUCAUUAACACCACACCAAUCACUGCAAGAAACAUCAGCAGCCAGCAAUCCACCAUCUCAAAGACGUUUCCUUGCCGAAACCGCAAAUCAACUACCCGAAAGCUCAUUGGAGCCACCCCCAUCAUCACAAUAUGAGGAACAUUUGCCUAGAAUGCGAGGGCAAGAUACACAGGAUGGAGUUAUCAGUACAGAUUCAAACACAAGCAGGCUGUCGCAACCAUAA
Sclerotinia borealis F-4128 is the source of this 1488-nucleotide messenger RNA. The record is from the annotation of a GenBank genome assembly. Lineage: Eukaryota; Fungi; Ascomycota; Leotiomycetes; Helotiales; Sclerotiniaceae.